AUGGCGGAGGGAGCUAACAGCAGAAACCUGCUCCUCGAUAAAUUGCAAUGUCCAAACAAGAUCAAGCUUUUCCUUUGGCGUAUGUUUCAUAAUACUCUUCCCACAGCUUUACAUCUGUUCCAGAGGCAUAUAACUUCUCAAGCUAUGUGCUUCAGGUCUUCCUCUCAUGUGGAGUACCGUAUUCAUGCACUCAGAGACUGUACCCGGGCCAGAAAGACUUGGCUGGAAUUGAAUCCUAAUCUGAUGAAUGGAAAUUUUUUCCAUCAAAACAGUAAUUCAAAGCAGGACCAUCUGAAUAUACCCUGGAGAAUGGUCUUUCUAUAUGCUGCCUGGUACCUAUGGUAUUGGAGAAACUGUAUGCUAUUUGAUUCGUCUUUCCUUUGGCCUGACAAUGCUGCCCAGGUGAUACGAGGGAAAGCAAAGUGCCAAACUGAAAUUUCAGGCGGAUGGGUACCACCUGAAGGCAACACUGUUAAGGUUAAUGUGGAUGCUAGCAUUCAAGGGCAACAAGGUUUAGCAACUGCAGGGGGACUACUAAGAGAUAGCCAGGCGAGA
Molecule: messenger RNA, 555 nt
Organism: Striga asiatica
Lineage: Eukaryota; Viridiplantae; Streptophyta; Magnoliopsida; Lamiales; Orobanchaceae
Source: the annotation of a GenBank genome assembly